Molecule: messenger RNA, 1933 nt
Organism: Daucus carota subsp. sativus
Lineage: Eukaryota; Viridiplantae; Streptophyta; Magnoliopsida; Apiales; Apiaceae
Exons: 6
Coding region: 170-1768 (532 amino acids)
Source: RefSeq, a predicted model, not a curated record
ACAUAUUACAUAGGUAAAUCAGAAUUUGCUUAAGAUAAGCCAAAUAAGGCGAUGAUCAAGUCACAAACAAUUUCACUGACCACUGACCUCUAACCUCUAACCUCUUUGUCACUCUCUUGUUCUCUCCCUGAAAUCUACUUCUUUCUUCGCAGACUUGUGGAAAUAAAUCAUGAAGGAGGCUAUGCAAAACGACUGCGAAAAACACGUGGAGGGCGAAGACAAGGAUGAGACUUGUGAUGCAACUGCUCACAAGUUUAAGUUUAGGUGGAGUGAACAUCAGUCGUGUUACUCAAAACUGAUGGUGCACAAACUGAAAAUAGGAGCCUUGACAAGUGCCUCACUGGUUUGUGUUCUUAUGUUUGUUGGAGCCUUCUUGACUACUAGGUGGCUAGAUGUUUCCAUUUUUACAGGUAAUUCAUUCUUCGGAUACAAGAGUCAGAAACUAGGCUCGAGAUCAGUUGCAUAUGAACUUCAGUGCUCUGAUGGCAACACUACACAGAUAUGUCCACUUAAUAAUCCAGAAAUAUUCGACACUGAUAAUUUAUCAGCACCACAAUGUCCAGAGUAUUUCAGGUGGAUUUACGAAGAUUUAAGGCCAUGGAAGAGGACUGGACUAACAAGAGAAAUCGUCGAAAGUGGAAUUGACAAAGCCAAUUUCAGAAUUCUUGUAGUUGAUGGGAAAUUAUACAUGGACAAAUACUCGGAUGUUUUUCAAACAAGAGAUGUGUUCACAGUAUGGGGAAUUCUACAGCUUCUUAAGCUUUAUCCAGGUAAAGUUCCAGACUUGGAUUUCUUAUUUCAUUGUGGUGACUUACCAGUGAUCCCGAGGAGCGAUUAUAUGGGAGCAAAUGCAUCUGUUCCACCACCAGUGUUUCAUUAUUGCCGCGAUGAUUCAACCUUGGAUUUGGUUUUUCCUGAUUGGUCCUUCUGGGGGUGGCCUGAAAUUAAUAUAAGACCAUGGGUGUCUCUAAAAAAUGAGCUGAAAAAGGGCAACAAGAAAAUAAAAUGGAGGAAAAGAAAACCUUAUGCACAUUGGCAAGGGAAUUCCUGGGUGAGUGAUAACAGAGGUGACCUGAUGAAGUGCAAUGUUACUGAUAAAAAUGACUGGAAUGCUCGACUAUAUCAAGUUAAUUGGGAAGAUGAAAUAAAGACAGGGUUCAAACACACAAAUUUAGCAGACCAAUGCACCCAUAGAUACAAGAUAUAUAUUGAAGGAAGAGCAUGGUCUGUUAGUGAAAAAUACAUUCUUGCUUGUGAUUCCAUGACUCUUCUAGUAAAGCCACAGUUCUAUGAUUUCUUUACUAGAAGUUUACAGCCAUUGGUACAUUACUGGCCUAUAAAUAACAAUAACAAGUGCCAAUCAAUACAAUUUGCGGUGGACUGGGGAAAUUCAUAUCAGAACGAGGCUCAAAGAAUUGGAAGAGCGGGGAGCAACUUUAUUAAAGAAGGAUUAAAGAUGGAAAAUGUGUAUGAUUACAUGUAUCAUACACUGAACGAAUACGCAAAGCUGAUGAAGUACAAACCAACAGUUCCACCAAAAGCUAUUGAAUUGUGCUCAGAGACAAUGGCCUGCAGCGAACACGAAGAACCGAAUAAAAGGUUCAAGGUGGAGUCAAUGGUGAAGAACCCUUCUGAAUCAAGUCCAUGUAUCUUGGCUCCUCCUUAUAGUCGAAAUGAAAUUGAUGCAAUGAAAGAAAAGCAAGAAAGUAUAAGAAAACAAGUGGAGGAAUGGGAAGGGAGUGAAGAUGUGAGAAAAGUGAAUUAUUAGCGCAAAAGAUUGUGCAGAUUGUGUUCCAAAUUCUUUGUGUUUGUGCUCUCCACGUAAUUUCUUUGUUCAUAUAGGAAACAGAAAUACGUAAAGGGACAUUGAUUCUUCUGGUUUGAUCCGUUUUGAGAGGAAAAAGUAUGGCCAUGGAGUGCAAUUUUAACUUAA